Messenger RNA from Capra hircus (goat), 2238 nucleotides. It is a transcript of the gene ZNF114, whose product is annotated as zinc finger protein 114. The record is from RefSeq and is a predicted model, not a curated record. Lineage: Eukaryota; Metazoa; Chordata; Mammalia; Artiodactyla; Bovidae. The coding region runs from base 285 to 1649 and encodes 454 amino acids. Gene Ontology annotation, molecular function: DNA-binding transcription repressor activity, RNA polymerase II-specific. Gene Ontology annotation, biological process: negative regulation of transcription by RNA polymerase II. The transcript has 4 exons.
CUGCUGCCUCCGCGGUCUGGCGGGAAGGUUCUGCCGGAAAUGCAAAUCUGCUGAGGGUGGGGUCAGUUCCUGGGAGGAUUCCCUCGGAGCCGCUGUGGGUGCAGGUCUGGGGAUUCCUUCCCAGCUGGCCUCCACCUCCUUCCCCGCCACACCGUCCACGGUGAGGCGUGGGGAUCAGGAAGCAAUUCCAUUCUUCCCGCCUGCCACCCUGCAAACCUCUGGCACUGGAAUGAGCGCUUGCCACCCGCAGUGUAGACCCGUCUAGGAGCCGAUUGCCGGGGGAAAUGGACUCGCUGACAUUGGAAGACGUGGCUGUGAACUUCACCCAGGAGGAGUGGGCCCUGCUGGACACUGCACAGAGGCAGCUCUACAGAGAUGUGACCCUGGAGACCUGCGGUCACCUGGCCUAUGUGGAUUGGGUGACUCGACAUCAAACCAAAGAGUCGACCCCUCAGCAGAACAGCCUUGCUAAAAGGACAUUUCAGGGAGUCAACAGAGCACAUCUGGCGAGCAGCGGUUCCCAACUCUCCGAUCUCAGAGAAGACUGGAUGCGAACACUGAAGCACGUUGCAGCCACCCACAAGAAAGAUGCCUCUCCCGCUGGAUUCUGGGAAUAUCCCGAGACGAGGGACAUCUCUAACCCUGGCCAGAAGAUUGUGCCAUCACAGGGAGAUUCCACCGGGAAACAUAACCCAAGACGUAACUCAGACAUUUUGAAACAAAUUCUCCUCUUACCCAGUAAUCAAAAAAUCUAUACAAACAAUGAAGAUGACCGAGUCAAGUGGCAGGAAAUGCCGUGGAUUCCACGUGCAAGAACUCAGACAGAGCUGAAAUCAAAGGCACAGAUGGAUCAUCAGAAUGACCUGCUUCAUUUGCAGGCUGAAAUGUACAUGGGCGUGAGCAUCCAUGAAUACAGUCCACGUGGGAAAGCCUUAGAGGGAGACAUCUCCCUUAGGACACGAGGGAUGCCCGUGAAAGAGAAACCUCAUCAUUCUCAUCAGUGUGAAAACACCUUCCUAAAUAACUCUCUCCCUGCCGGGCAGGCACAACCCUAUGAGGCAGAGACAAAUAAUGAGAAUAAUCAAAGUGGGAAGACAUUUGUCCCUGUUCCGAGUUCCGAUUCGCACAGGAGAACCUCGAUGGGAGGGAAAAGCUAUAAGUGCAGGGACUGUGGGAAGGGCUUCAUGUAUCAGUCGUCCCUUAAGAAACACAUGAAAAUUCACAUGGGAGAGAAGCCCUACGCAUGUGAGAAUUGUGGGGAAACCUUCAGAUAUAUCUUACACCUUAAUAAACAUUUGAGAAAUCACCACCUGAAGACCUUUGAAUGUCCGGAAUGUGGGAAACGUUUCAACAGGUCCUCAAAGCUUAAGGAACAUAUUAGGAUUCACACUGGAGAGAAACUCUAUAAAUGUCAGGAAUGUGGGAAAACCUUCACGAGGUCCUCAAAUUUUAAGGGACAUAUUAGGAUUCACACUGGAGAGAAACCCUAUAAAUGUCAGCAAUGUGGGAAAACCUUCCAUAGGUCCUCAAAUUUUAAGGGACAUAUUAGGAUUCACACUGGAGAGAAACCCUAUAAGUGUCAGAAAUGUGGGAAAAGCUACACUAAUUAUUCAAGUCUUAAAGCCCAUCUGAAGAAGGUCUGCGGAUGAAAGGAAUGGGGAGAAGCCUUCAUUUAUUUUCUCAAAGUAUUGCGUGCAGAAGGACGACAUGGUGGAAGGGAGCUGAGUGAAUGAACGAAGAUGGAAACAUCUGAACUCUCAGAUCUUUGGAAAUGUAAGAUUUCACACUUUUAAUUUUUUAAAGGGAAUAUGGGAAAGCCCUCUGUUGUCUCAAAGGUACAGUUCCUGUAAAAACACACUGCAGGACUUCCCUGGCAGUCCAGUGGGUAAGACACCACCCUUCCACUGCAGAGGUUUGAUCCCUGGUGGGGCAGCUAAUAUCCCGCAUGCCAUGUCACAGGGCUAAAAAUAUAAAAAAUAAAACUCACACUGCAGAGGCAUCAUGGGAUUAAGGAAUGUAGGGAAAACCUUACAUACUCAUUCCUCACUUUACACAUGAGACUAAACCCUGGAGAGAGACCCUCUCAUCAGUAAUAGAUUUGAGAAAGCCUUGAUUUCCCUUCUUCACUUGCACAAAUGAGUCUUAAGCUCAGUCGUGUCUGACUCUUUGCGACCCUGUGGACUGUAGCCCUCCAGGCUCCUCUGUCCAUGGAAUUAUUCAGGCCAGACUACUGGAACA